UUAUGAAUAAAAAAAGAGAAAUAGAACCUCAAAUCAGUAAAGAAGAGAAGGAGUUAGAUACAGUGGAAGAGUUUGAAAAAGAAUGUCCAUUUGCACGUCAGGACAGUUACAGACGGUUCGGAAAUAAUUGUGAUUGUAUAAAAAGACCAAUUGAGGAUACCUUAUCUAAACCAUUGGUCACUGGUACAACCAAAUCUCUUAAUCAAUCUAUUGAAGAAAAGCAACAAAAACAAGAGAGACAUGCAAUUUAUGAGUGUUGGGGUGUUGAUGGUAUUAUUCCACGUCCAUGCAUUUCAAACACCGACCAAAAACAAGAGGAACAUGAAGAUUUAGAGCGUUGUGGUGUAGUUGAUAUUCCUAUUCCAAGUGCAUGCACUUCAAGCACCGAGCAAAAAAAUGUCGAAGCUGCUCCAUGCACUUCAAGCACCGAGCAAAAAAAUGUCGAAGCUGCUGGUUCGCCAAUUAUUGCAGAUGAUCACAGUUGUGAUGAAAACUGUAAUUUUUCUCUCUGUAUUGACGCAUUAAUAAAAUCCCUUUUAGAAGAUAAGGAAGGGAAAUUAUUGCCCUCUAAAAAAUAUGACAAUGAUCAUUUGAAUCGCAAAAGAGGUAUCUUUCGUUGGCAAAAUACGUCUUAUAAUGUUAGUGGUCAUAUUUCGGACCAAUGCCAAGAAACAGGUUGUAUAACAGUAAAGGAUUCAAAAAAUUGUGCGUUAAAAUCGUCUAAAAUAAAUUGCCAAACAAAAGUGAGUGCGUGUAAAUAUGAUGAGAAUGAAAUUGAUAUUUUUCAAGAAAGUUCCUUUAAUAGUCAAAUUCCUUUAAAUCCUAACAACAAUCAAUCAUUAACAAUCGCUAAAGACAGUAAACGGAACCGAAAUACUAAAAUCCUUGAUGUGGUGUCAUUGGAUGGGUAUAGAGGAAUGGAUCCAAUCGAUCUUCUGGUAAAAUAUAUUGAAACUCCAUCUGAUUCAAAAAAUGUUGAAAAUAAAGGUAAUUCUAAGAAAAAAACUCUAAAUAAGAAAGAAAAUGGAGUUAAGAAGGAUGUACUGGAUACUAAAGAAAAUUAUAACAAAAAUAAAUAUGUUAAAAAGCAACAAAGUAAUGCUAAAGAUAUAAAAGAAAAAGUGAACAUUGAAAGAGAUAUAAAGGACAAAGAAAUUGACUUUGACAAAAAUAUUAUAUGCAAAGAUAAACUUCUAAAUAAUAAGACUGAAAAAGAAAUGGAUGCAAAUGUACACGAAACUGGAGAAAUUGCUCUAAAAAAAGACAAUAAGAAAAAAGGCAAAAAACAACGAGCGAACACUGAUAAACCAAAGAGUAAUUCUAUUCGUCGUAAAUAUUAAACGCAGGCGUUUUUUGUUAAAUUAACAAUCAUUCUGUAAAAAAAAUUAAUAAAAAAUUUAUAACAAUCUUCAGAAACUAACUCUAAGCCAGCUCCCAAGGAACUGAUUCUAGCGAUUAUAACUUUGGGCAUUUUUUUUUACCAAAAAAAAAUCUUCUAUUAAAAAUAAAUAACAUCAUAAUAGAAAUUCCAACGUACCAAUACCGUCGUAUAUACUGAAAACAAUUUUGUUACCAGUUUCAUCUGUUAAUGAUUAAUAUUAAUAUUAAUUGUACCGAUACCUACGAUAGAUGUUUUGUAAUAUACAUAUGAUGUAACUGGAACUACCCAUAAGGCUAAAACAUCAAACAAUUUAUUUUUAAAUUGCGAAAUGAUCAUAACAAAAUGAGGUUAAAUUAUUAUGAACAUUAUAGAUAUUAUAAUAAACUACAGAGACAUUCAGUUUUAAUACUAAUUAUAGUAGUAAGUGGCGAUAUAUCUGCUAUUGCUUCAAAAAAAACUUUCGAUGUAAAUUAUCAUUAUGA
This is a messenger RNA of Teleopsis dalmanni, 1863 nucleotides long. RefSeq lists its product as uncharacterized. The transcript is spliced from 6 exons. The record is from RefSeq and is a predicted model, not a curated record. Lineage: Eukaryota; Metazoa; Arthropoda; Insecta; Diptera; Diopsidae. Bases 3 to 1340 code for a protein of 445 amino acids.